Dentiscutata heterogama is the source of this 7165-nucleotide messenger RNA. Lineage: Eukaryota; Fungi; Glomeromycota; Glomeromycetes; Diversisporales; Gigasporaceae. The record is from the annotation of a GenBank genome assembly.
GCAUCAGGUGAUUUAUUGCGUCUUAAAAGUUCUUGGAAUAGGUAUCUGUUUGAAAAGGUUAUCCCAGUAGCAUGGAAAAAACUUUUAUCGCAUGUAAAAGAAUAUGUAUCAUUUGAACAAAUUUAUACACUUUGGCCUAUACCUGCGGAUGGAUCCUUUCGAGAAUUAAAUGAAAAAGAUUGUCUCUGGUUUAACCUUUUACAGAAUGUUAUCAAUCAGAUUGAUCCUAAUCUUGGCACUUUUCGUGGUCCAUCUAAAUAUUUAUCAAUUAAUGAUGGACAUUUGAACGACAAGAAAUUUGGCAAAUCUUCAGCUCUGUCAGAAAUAUUGGCCAAAUUAAAUUUUCCAAUUUUUGUAAAUAUUCCGGAACCAAUAAUUGACAAGUUAGAACAAGACACUUCAAAACAUAAAAGACUUUUGAAUUAUGUUACUCCAGAAAAAGUCUGUAAAUAUAUUCUUGCCAACUUGAACAGAUUAAAUAAUCUUGGUCGUCAAGAAAAAUUAAUUUUAUUGGAAUAUGUUCUCAAAGCUAAUGAUGUUUCUAAACUUUACGGUCUUCCUCUGCUCCCACUUGAAAAUCAAACAUUUACUACUUUUGAAUCUCAAUAUCGGAGUAAAUUCUACAUUUCUAGUAAAGAUGAACAUAUUCUUAUUAACAAAGAUUAUCUAGGAGUAAUCGUUGAUACCACAAUCGGGAAAGAGCUUUUAUCAAUAUUACAAAAUUAUGCAAUAAAUAAAAAGAAUAUCAAUGUACAAAUUCUUUCAGAUAUUGACUUUGCAGAAUUUCUUAAAAAAUCUUUACAAAAGUACAAGAUAUAUUCUGAAAAUUCUCAAGAAAUGCAAAUAGAAACAAAUCACAUGCAAUGGUUAUAUAAAAUCUGGGAUCAUUUGAAACAGUCAAAUAGGAACUUGCAAAAUUUUUCGGACAUUCAUCUUUUACCAAUCGAAAAUAAUAAUAAUAAUGUUAUUACUUUGAGGAAAUUAAGAGAAAUGCCAAAAUGCUUAUGUCGUCUGUCACGUAUUUCAACUUUGCUACUUCAAAAAUUAGUUACUCCAUUAAAAUUAUUGGGUUCAACCUUUAUUAAUGUUAAUUUUGAAAAACAAGUUGUUUCGAAAUAUGAAGGACUUAGAAACUAUGUAGUUGAGAUUGAUAAUAUUACGGCUGUCUUCUCAUCACUCAGAGAAAAUCCCUCUUUCCCUUUAAACAUUACUCAGCCCGCUCUUUCAAAUUAUCAAAAAGAAGAUUUAAUCUCCUAUAUUGGUGCUUAUUUGCGGCGUGAAUCAUCUUUUGAUCAAAAAGUUGUAGAUGUAAUCAAGCAGCUCCCAAUAUUUAACGAAGCCAACAAGAAUGAUGCCAUAAGUAUCAAUUCAUUAAAUGCAUCGGGAAGGAAAUAUUACUUACUUCCUAAAGAAGAUGAACUAACAUGUGGACUCGUUAUUUCGCCUUGUGCAUUCUUGGAUGCUCAUACUUCUGAUAACAAUUGUUUUAUUCUUGAAAACGUGAUCAAAGUAAAACGAUUAGAACAAAAGGAAUAUUGGAAAGAUCAUGUUAUCUCUUAUCUAGGUCUUCAAUCACCAAAUAUUAUGGAUCAAGUGAUUAUAAAGCUUUUUGAAAAAUGGACAAUUAUUAAACCUUUUCAUAGUCAACUUUCUAAAAUAGCAUUCGUUAAAACUUCUUCAGGUUUGAAAAAGCCAGUCGAGAUUUUCGAUCCAGAUAAAAUCGCAAUAAGAGAAUUGUUCUUUUCGGAUGAACCAUUCUUUCCUGUUAAAAAAUAUCCAACAAAUGAUUAUCUUUUUAAAUUAAGUGAAUUGGGAAUGAAAAAAAUAAUGACUGCCGAGGAUGUUAUCAAUCGAAUUGAAGAAUAUAAAUCAAGAAUGAGUCAUGACCAAAUUUAUGAAACACAUUCUAAAUCUCUUUUGCUUUUAAAUUAUAUUGAUGAUAAUUAUUCUAGUUUUAAAGAUAAUAUCACAUUUCAAAAAAAGAUUCUAUCCGAAAAAUGGAUUCCAACAUUUAAUUCAGACAACCAACUUAUGUUUUCAAAACAUUCAGAUUGUCGUGAUCGAGUGCAUGCAGUCCUGGUUUCUUAUACAUUGCCAAUAGUUAACGAUAGAAUAGCUAAUGAUGACUUACGCAAAGUUCUUGGAUGGGAUAGGAUUCCGCCAACAGAAGUUGUAAUAAAUCAAUUAUUACGCUCAUUAGAAAUAUUUAAAACAACAAGAAACUAUAAUAUAAGUGAUUAUAAAAUUCGAGAUCAAAUUAGUUCAAUUUACAAACAUUUUAAUGACAUAAUUAAUCAACCGAAUGGAUCAGCUCAUUUAGACCUUUUAAAACAAGAAUUAUUAGGAAAGAAAUGGAUUCUAAAUGAUGAUAAAUUUUAUUCAACAGAUAAAGUUGUAUUCUCACUUCCUAGUUUUAUUCCUAGUGGUUAUUGGGUUCAACUUUCACAUCAAAAUAAAAGACAUUCAUUACUUUUUGAAAAACUUGGCGUUAAAAAAGCACUUAAUAAUGAUGAUUAUUUUCGAAUUCUUUGUAAUGCAGAUUUUUCCGAUCCAUUACAAAAAAUUAGUGUAAUAUCUAUAAUUGAUAAAUUAUCAAAAACUGAAAAAGAUUUAACAGGAUUAUUAAUUCCGAAUAUGGAAUGUAAAAUGGUAGAUUAUAAAACUGUUUUAUUUGAUGAUAUGGGUUCAAGAGUUAGUGAUUCAAUGAAAGAUUUUAAUGUAUUAGCUCAUACAGAAAUUUCAAAAGAUCUAGCAAAUAGAUUAAAUCUUAGAAAUUUUAGCGAAACUUUUUUGGAAGAUACUAUGUUUAAUUUUGGACAACAUGAAGAAUUAACUACACGAUUGAAAAAUAUUCUUAGAGAUUAUAAUCGUAAGGAGAUAGUUUUUAGAGAGUUUCUUCAAAAUGCAGAUGAUGCAGGUGCAAGUCGAUUUUGUGUUAUUCUUGAUGAAAGUCAAUACUCAACUAAAUACUUAUUAAAGCAAGAUACUAUGGAAUGUUGGCAAGGACCUGCAAUAUGGAUAUAUAAUGAUGGACAAUUUGCUGAAGAAGAUUUUAAAUCACUUUGUAAUCUUGGAAAAAGUAGUAAAUGGCUACAAUAUGAUAAAAUUGGAAAAUUUGGACUUGGAUUUAAUUCAUGUUAUCAUUUUACAGAUUUACCACAAUUAAUAUCAGGCACGGAUGUAGUAUUCUUUGAUCCUCAAAAGGCAAUUCUUCCUAAUAAUAGUUCUGGUGCAAGAUUUAGUUUUAAAAAUUAUAAUGAAGAUCAUAUUUUCAACAAAUUUAAAGAUCAAUUCGAACCUUUUUUAAAAGUUAAAGGAUGUGGAUUUGAUAUUGAUUAUAAUAGAGAAUUUAAGGGAACUCUUUUUAGGUUACCUCUUAGAAAAAACAAAAGUUUAAUUUCAGAUGAAAUUGAUGAUAUUGAAAAAGUUAAAGAAUCAUUAAACAUUAUAAAGAAUGAUGCAAUGUCGGAAUUAAUUUUUCUACGCAAUGUAAAAUGUUUUGAAGUGUUUAGAAAAACUAGCAAAAAGAAUGAUAUAUUAGUACCUUUAUGGAAAGUUGAAAUUACAAGAAAUGCUGAAAAUCGAAAGCUUUAUGGAAAAGAAUUACAAGCAUUUCAACUUGAUGUUCAGCUUGAUUUAUAUAUCGAAAAACGAGUAUUAUCUAUGUGUAAUUGCUUAGUAGAAAAGAGAGAAAAAAAGAAAGAAGAAAAAUCAUGGCUUAUAUGUUCUGGAGAAAAUAAUAUUAAUCUGAAUACAUGGGGUGGAAUAUCUGUAGCUAUUCCUGAAACGCCAUCAAAUCCGUUAUUGGAAAAAGAAAUAACCCAGAAUGGAAAUUUUCAUGCGUACCUUUUACUUUCUAUUCCUUCAGGACUUUCAGUAAACUUACAUGCGAGUGGUUGGGCACUUUCAUCUGACCGAAGAAGUCUUGUUUUUGCUAGCGAUAGUCAAACUUGUAUUAAAAAUGAUGCAAAAUCAACUCAAAAUAUGAAGAUUUUGGACCAAGUUCUUCCAGAACUACACGUAAAACUUUUUGAGGAAUAUAUAAAAUUAGAAGAAUUUUCUAGAUCUAGAUUGUCGGACAACGUUAAUUUUCAAGGCAUUACACGAUUAUGGCCGAUUCCAGAAAAUAAAAAUGUUGAAAUAUUGAAAUAUGGGUUGAAGGUGUUAGAACUUGCAAUUGAAAAAGGUUGUAAAAUAUUUUGGUCAACGUUUAAGGAUGGCACAUAUGUCAGUUUCAAAGAUUGUGUCUUUGUAACUAAAGAAACCCCACAAGCUGUUGUUCACUUUCUUAACAAACAUGAAUAUCCUGCAGUUUUAAUGGAAACUAAACGCUUGGAAGAAUUAGAAACAUUAAAACCUCGAAAAGCUAGCCCAGAGCUUAUUCGAAAAUUUUUGAAAAACAAUGAAAGCGUCUUAAAUAUGCAGGAAGAACAUCUUUUCAAUUUAUUUCGUUAUAUUCUUGAAGAUAAAAAAUAUGAUGACCUUGAAGAUAUUCACUUGGUUCCAUUAUUUAAUCAUAAAUUUGGAAAAUUUAAACAUGGUAAACCAUACUACAUUAGUACGAAAGAACAAUAUAAAUUAUUUCCUAAUGCUGGACCGCACCAUUUUAUUCCUAUUGAAUUACUUAAAUCACGAAAAUUAAUGCCAAUAUUUUCUGAUGAUGAUUUUCGUAAAGCAACCGAUAUUAAAGAUUUCGGAGAACCAACAAUCAAUCAUCUCUUAUAUCAAGAAUUACAUAUUGAAUCGGAACGAGAUUGGAAUCCACAAGAUUCAACUACAAUUCCAAAUCAACGAUGGCUUGAUGAAAUAUGGAAAUACAUAGGUGAUAAUUCAUUGGAACCAUAUAACUCAUUCCCUUUAUUAGAAGUUUAUGAUCCAAUUAAUCCAACUAAACAUCAACUUGUAAGCAUAAAAAAUGCAACUUCCAGACCUUUAGUAACAUACAGUGAUCAUUCAUCACCUUCAGGAAUUAUUCAAACUUUGGCAAACAUUGGAAUUCGAUUUACUAAACACCAAACUGAUAAUAAACUCUCUAAAUAUAUUUAUGAAUUAGGACCAUCUAAUGUUUUAUCGGCGAUUAAAAAAUAUCAAUGUGUUGAAAAAAAACUUUUCACUAACAAGAAAGAUAGAGAGGUUUUAUGCCAAUAUUUUUGUAAUGAUAUGAGUUUACGUACAACUACUUCAGGAGGUUACACAUAUCCCCUAGCGAAUGAAAUAUCAAGACUGCCUAUAUGGCCCACAUAUACUGAAGAUUCUGAUGGAAAUCCAAUAUGUAAAUCUAUUGCGGAUCCUGAUACCUAUCUAAUUCCAAAGCCUUCAAAUUCACAAAAAGAAUUUACAUUUUAUCCGCCGAAAAACAAGAAUGUUUAUUACUAUAACACAACAAGCAUUUACCAUAUGCGAUCACUAUUACAUUUUGCAAACACUAAAGAACGAGAUAAAUUAGCAUAUGUUAGAGAUAUCAUUGUAUCUGAUAUGGAAUCAAUCCCUUCAAAUCUUCAAGAAUCUUAUUUAAAGCUUUUAACUGAAAUAUUUUUUGACUCUGCUAAAAUCUAUGGAGUAAAAGAUUAUUUAAAAGAUUUAAAAUUCGUUCCAAAUAAGCAUUUUAAGCUUAUUUGUGCAAGAGAUUUAUAUGAUCAAAAUCAUCAAUUAUUUAAAUUUAUAUAUGAUGAUGAUCGAUUUCUUCAAAAUAGGCUUCAAGAUAAUUCAAAUUCUUUAAAGUUCCUUAAAGAAAUUGGUUUAAAAGGAGAUGCUAAUGAAUACCUAUUUAUUAGAUGUGCUGAAGAGAUUGCAAAUAAAUUUGAGAAAAGUAAAGAAAAUAAGGAUAGUUUAUCCAAACUCAGGAAUAUUAAAAAUUCGACAAAAAAGACUGUUUUUUACUUUUACGAUCAUUCUGAUUUAAAAUUUACUGAAGAAGAAUGGAAUGAAUUAGCAAAUAUAAAAUUUGUUCCAAUUACAAAAUUUAAAUUUGGUCCAAAUAAAUUUUUAAAUGAUUUAUACUCUCGUUAUUCUCGUUAUGGUGAAAAUUCGGAUAAUGAAUUAGAAUGUUUUAAAAAUAUAUGUCAUCCAAAAUAUGUGAGUCUUGCGUGGACACAGUCGGCAUUUUUUGAAGAUGAACCACCUGAAGAAAUUUUAAAAAAAUACGAAGAUUUUGAAAUACCUCUUGGUAUACCAACUAUUCCAACGAUCAUUAAUCAUUUAAAGGCAAUCCAAUCAACAGUAUCCAAGUCGGAUGAUUGGAAAGAGUUAGGUGAAAUAGGCGGUCGUUUGUUAUUUGAUGAGUUAGGACAAAUAUAUAAAAAGCUAGAAUCUUAUAGUGAAGAACAAAAAUCUAAUUUUCCUAGAGGACUUAAAAGGCUUCAAAUCUUUUUAAACGGUACUGAUCCAUUUGAUUCACAAAGUUGGGUUACGGCUACAAACCUUGAUUUAAGUCUUGAAAAAGAUUUCAACUUUAAAAGAAGAGCAGUUGUCGAACAUCUUACAAAAUAUCAAAAUCUUUUAAAAUUAGCUGGUGUGAAUUCUCCCGAUAUCCCUGUUUGGCACAAACCUGAACCUAAAGAAGAAAAUUCUAGUAAAUUAUCAAAGUCUAUGAUAGAAUUUUUGAAUGAUGGAAAUAAAACUCCAUUUAAUAAUGUCUUAUUUAAUAUUAAUGGUGAAAAUAUUUAUGCAAAUUCAUCAAUAUUAAUUUGUGCUGCUCCAUAUUUUAAAGAAAUAUUUUUUGAACCUUUAACAAACUUUUAUAAUCAAGAAUAUGAAGAUAUUGAACCUGAUUCGUUCCGUAUAUUAUUAAGAUGGUUGUAUGGAGAACCAUUAUCUCAAGCCAUACAAAAUAAUGGAAAGAAAUAUGAUGAUGGAAAUUUUCAAAUUUAUCAAGAUUUUUUGAUAGCAUCUAAAAAAUUUAAUAUUGAAUCAAUUAAAGAGUUGAUUGAAUAUAAAUUAGUUAUGUACGUUAAUGAGGAUUUAAUUGAUGAUAAUUUAGAAAAAGUUAAAGAAUUGGCAGAGGAAUAUGAUAUAGAAACUUUAGAAGAUAUAAGUGAAAACAGUAAUAGUGCAACAAACAGAAGUAACUCGGCUAAAAAUAAGAAUGCACCGAAAAGGCGUUCUAUUAUAAAGAGUUUAAAGAUUAGAUUUAGCAAACGCCUUCUGUCAAAAACGGAUACAGAGC